This is a messenger RNA of Periophthalmus magnuspinnatus, 1983 nucleotides long. RefSeq names its product cytochrome b5 reductase 4. Gene Ontology annotation, molecular function: oxidoreductase activity; heme binding; FAD binding. Bases 389 to 1948 code for a protein of 519 amino acids. Gene Ontology annotation, cellular component: mitochondrion. The record is from RefSeq and is a predicted model, not a curated record. NCBI's taxonomy places the organism in Eukaryota, Metazoa, Chordata, Actinopteri, Gobiiformes, Gobiidae. The transcript has 15 exons.
ACGUGACCCGUACGUCACCUCACGUGAUCCGUUUGUAGUUUUUACAGAAGUGUGAAGCGUCCGGAAUUACUCCUCAAAACUGAAGCUAUGCGCGCUGUUACUGCUGUGUAACUACUGCUGUCGUGUAUUUAAGACAGAAAACCCGACUGACACUUUGUAGACCGUUGUUAAAUGAAAAUAAAGGCGUUCCGUGGUGAUGUCUUGUUAGCUUAGCCGUGGAGCUAACCACACUGCAGUUUAGACAAACAUGCCUCACGAAAUAACACAAAGAUCUGGAACCAGGAAGACACGAUGAAGACUGCAGUUUAGUCUGAGGAUUCAUGCUCAUUUACAGUUUGUUUUGACAGAUUUUAUUCGGAAUUGGAGGUGUUUUAGAAACGUCCACAACAUGUUGAAUAUCCCGACCCAGUGUUUCCCGGCUCCGAGCUCCCAGCAGCGGGUUUCCCCGGGAGGAUCGACCGGUCCCGGGAGGAACAAGGUUGCUCUGAAGCCGGGUCACAGUUUGAUGGACUGGAUCCGAUUUGCGAAGAGUGGCAAAGAUCUGACAGGUUUGAGAGGAAGGCUCAUAGAAGUGACUCCAGAGGAACUACAGAUGCACAACACGAGAGAGGACUGCUGGACGUGCAUCAGAGGUUUAGUCUAUAACGUCACUCCGUACAUGGACUUCCACCCUGGAGGAGACGAGGAGCUGAUGAGGGCCGCAGGCAUCGACGGCACAGACCUGUUUGACCAGGUUCAUCGCUGGGUGAACUAUGAGUCCAUGUUAAAAGAGUGUCUGGUGGGAAGGAUGUCCACAAAGCCUAUCACAAACAAUGCUGUCAUCUCCCCUCCUCCUGCACCAACCACCCUCGUCCCACUUACCACAGUCGCUCCACCCCCAGAGAAAGAUGGCCGACCACGGUACGACUGGUUCCAGACAGACUCCACAGUUCAUCUUGUUGUUUAUGCUAAAAGAAAGAUCCCCAGUUCAGGCUGCACAGUUGUCGAUCUUCGGGAUGGUGUGUUACGAAUCGAGGUUCUUCUACACAAAAUGUCCUAUAUGAUUCAUUUAAGACUCACGGAGGAAAUGGAAGAAAAUGUUUCAGUUCAAACGGCCUUCUCAGUGGGAAAGAUCCAGGUCAUAUGUCGCAAACGAACAGCAGGAAAAUGGGCGAGUCUUGGUCAGUCGCUGGAGUCACACAACACAUUUGUACGAAAACAAGACAGAGCUGUGUUUUACAGAGACUGCGUCCUGGUGUCUCGGACUGAAGUGAACCACAACACACAGGUCUACAGGCUGCAGCUGCCUCCAGGGACCAUGAUGCAGGUGCCUGUGGGAAAACACGUCUACCUCAGAGCUCACAUUGAAGACGCAGAAGUGGUGCGGCCCUACACUCCUGUAGACCGGACCCUCUGGACCCCUCAGGACUCAGCUCCAGACUCAGACCUCUACCUCAUGAUCAAAGUCUAUCCUGAUGGACUGUUCACACCACACCUGCACCUCAUGAACCCUGGUGACAGCAUCAGUGUGAGUGGUCCAGAGGGCAGCUUCAGUCUCCGCCCCCUUCGUGAUGUCACUCACCUCUUCCUCGUUGCUGCAGGAACAGGCUUAACACCGAUGGCCCGCCUCAUUCACACAGCACUGAGGGACAUCGACACCAUCAGGAAAACAAAGCUUCUUUUUUUUAAUCGAAAAGAAGAAGACAUUUUGUGGCGGAGUGAACUGGACGAAUUGGCAGCUACAAACAAAAGGUUUGAAGUGGAGUACAUCUUAUCAGAGCCGAGUGAGAGCUGGAGUGGAGCAAGAGGCAGAGUAAACGAGGCUUUGCUCAAAGAAAAAGUCUCCAAACCAGAUGAGUCUAAAAGCUUCGCCUGCGUCUGUGGCCCCAACGCAUUCACUGACAUCACUGUAGGUUUGCUGAAGCAGUUGGGCUUUGAUGAACAAGAGCUACACACCUUCCAGGGCUGAGCUAAAGACGUGCCUACAAUGAGACAAGAUUUAUU